AAAAUUCAAGGCCACGCCCCCUGUGAUCGUAAUGUGAAAGUAAAACUACCAAAGCAGUACAUGAGUAAAGGUCCGAUAUGUUAUAAACGUAAACAAGUUAAAAUAUGAAUGAACUUGGGGAUGCAGACUUUGGUUUGACAACAUUUUUUGCUCGUACUCACCCAAAUGACAAGUGUGGAGCUAAUGGACUGCCUUUGACACCAAAUUCUAUAAAGAUUUUAGGAAGAUUUGAACACUUGAAAACCAUCAACCAUGAAAAUGUUUGCAAAUACAUAGACAUACAAAGAGGCAAACAUGAACGCUUAAUGGUUGUUACAGAACAUUAUCAACAAAACCUGAAGAAAGUAGCAAAAUCAGGAAAAUACUCAGAUGAGGACAAUUUGGUAUCAUUGGCUUAUGGGAUUGUCAGAGGACUAGCGUAUCUGAAUAACAAGGGAAUCACACAUAGAAAUCUGUCUCAAGAAAAUAUCCUAUUCAAUACCAAGGGAAAGGUGAAGUUAUCAGAGUACGGUCUGUAUCACAUGACAGAUUACGGAGCAGACAUAGCGUUUCCUAUUGGACACCCUCAGUACCUGUCCCCGGAGGUGCUGUGUGAGCUUCCGAUACAAUACGACGAACAUUCUGAAUCAGAGCCCACUGUGUUAAUUCCCUCAGGACCAAAGUCUGAUGUGUGGUCUCUUGGCCUGAUUUUGCUUGAGGUUCUGACUGGAGAAGAAUUUUGGGGUGACCUGACCAUUCCACAGGCAUUUUUUAAAAUUUUAAGCUUUGUGAACUCAGAUAUUCAUCCAUUAGAUACAAUAUGUAAGGACCUUAAUGUUGAGGGUCAUGUGAAGUCCCUUUCAAGAGAUUUUAUUGACUUCCUGAGACAUUGUUUAGCUGCCUCUCCAAAAGACAGAUUAAAUCCUAGUGAACUAGUGAAACAUUCCCUCUUCAGAGACCUCAGACAGAAUGAUGUGAUGAAGCAAAAUGAACACCGACUCUUCUCUUCAGAUCUGCGAAGUUUAGAUUUAGAACUUCCUGUUCUGGGACAGAAUGGGUACAGUAAAGAUUUGAAUGAGGAUCACCUGUCUCAGAGGUCAAUGGAGGAGAUCUACUACUUAUGGAGACUAGCAGGAGGAGAAUUGUUUGGUGCACUGAAGAAAGAGGGACUAGUCAAAACAAAGCCUCCCAUUCAUCUCUUGCCAUAUUUCUCAACAAUGGAUGGUGAAGUUUUUGGCCAGAGGAGAGACCAGGCUGAGUUCUUAGAUAGAACUAUCAUAAUUCUGUCUCAGGAACAACUCAGGAAGAGAUUAAGUGAAAUAGAUGAAACCGCAUAUUACCCUCUGUUGGAAGAUGAAAAUGGUCAUGUUUCCACAUCCUUGCCUUCAUCUCCUAGCAACAGUGACCUUUCUGAAACAGCUAGCCUGCCUUUAGUUAUCAAAGAAAAAGAUAUUGAGUAUCAGUUUCACAGAAUCAUUUUGUACGAGAGAUUGAUAAAAGGAUAUCCGUACAAGAAAAAUCACAUAUGGAAGGAGGCCAGAGUAGACAUUCCACCUUUGGUCAGAGCUAACGUUUGGGCAGCUCUUUUGGAAGUGGAGGGUGAUAUAUACUCCAGAUAUGAUUCAAUUGACAAGGAAACCCCUACUACCACAGAUAGACAGAUAGAAGUGGAUAUACCCCGCUGUCAUCAAUAUCACGAGCUCCUUUCUUCUCCCAUUGCCCACGCAAAGUUUAAGCGCAUCCUGAAGGCCUGGGUGGUCAGUCACCCUCAGUAUGUAUACUGGCAGGGUCUGGAUUCCCUGUCUGCUCCAUUCCUUGCCCUCAACUUCAACAAUGAAGCUUUGGCUUACACCUGUCUCUCGGCAUUUAUUCCAAAGUAUCUACACAAUUUCUUUUUGAAAGAUAACUCUCAGGUCAUUCAAGAGUACCUAGCAGUCUUCUCUCAUCUGAUCACAUUUCACGACCCUGAACUCAGCAACCAUUUAGAUGGCAUUGGUUUUAUACCAGAUUUGUAUGCUAUCCCAUGGUUUCUCACUAUGUUUGCUCAUGCGUUUCCACUUCAUAAACUUGUUCAUCUCUGGGACACACUGUUGCUUGGCAACUCCUCCUUCCCACUGUGUAUUGGUGUAGCCAUAUUACAACAGUUCAGGGACCGUCUGCUAUCUUAUGGAUUCAAUGAAUGUAUUUUAAUGUUCUCAGACAUGCCAGAGAUAGACAUACAGACCUGUGUACAAGAUUCCAUCAGAAUUUUCUGUAAUACUCCGAAGAGUGCCACAUUCCGACAGUAUGCUAGAGAACUGAAGAAAUCCAGGGACAGCAGACCUAAUGUUUCAUACUAUUCCAGAGACUACAAUGAACAGCCAAAAUCAGAACUGUCCAUGGAACCAAUUAAAGUUGAAGAGCUGAAGACAGAAAAGUGCUGUCGAAUAUCUGCAGAGGAUUUGAUAGAGUUGGGUGAACUCUGUGGCCCGGCCUCUUCCAAGAGUCCGACCAAGAGGAGGCCAAACAGUAAACCGGUGAUUAUUGUGAUUGACAUCAGAAAUCCUGAGGACUAUGCUAAGGGGACCAUUCCUGGCAGCAUCAACAUCCCCUUUCCCUCUGCCUUCUCACCAGAAGGGGAUCUGAAUCCCUGCCCAGCAGUGAACACACUGAAUCAAAACAAGGGUCAAGUCAAGGUCAUUGUAGGUAGCAGAGGAAAAAACUCAAGCAAUUUUGCUGCUGACCUGGUGAGACUGGGCUAUCAGAAGGUGUGUGUACUACACAAAGGUAUUGAUGUCCUGAGAUCUACAAGUAUCCUGACUGUGCCUCCUGCAGAUUACUUCUGAUCUUCAGCAGUUAAGACCUGUCGCUGAGGUUUAAGUCUGUCUCGUACAUUACAGACACAGUGCUGCAUAUGACUGUACGAGGAUGUACAUGUACACUGCAUUCUUAAAAAACAUCUGUACAGUGAAGAGAGUUAAUCUAAAAGAUACCAAUUAGCCUUAUAAGGAAUUUCACAUUUAGAAUUUUAAACUGACUGAAGAGACAAGAGGAGGACAUGUGUAGAGGGUCCAAUAAUGUACACCAUGUACAGUUCUAUUGUGCAAUAUUGUUAUGACUUUUGUUGAAAAUAACUUUUUGAAAAAUAAAGUUUUUUAAAUAUCCUGAAA
This is a messenger RNA of Ostrea edulis (European flat oyster), 3128 nucleotides long. RefSeq names its product TBC domain-containing protein kinase-like protein. The transcript has 26 exons. The record is from RefSeq and is a predicted model, not a curated record. NCBI's taxonomy places the organism in Eukaryota, Metazoa, Mollusca, Bivalvia, Ostreida, Ostreidae. Bases 105 to 2804 code for a protein of 899 amino acids. Gene Ontology annotation, biological process: activation of GTPase activity; protein phosphorylation. Gene Ontology annotation, molecular function: protein kinase activity; GTPase activator activity; ATP binding.